AUGAAUAACAACGACCAAGGAAUCAACAACAAGAGAAAGAACAACAACCAAGAUCUUAACCAACCAAUGCUCUCCGAAGAAGACGAAGACGACAUGCUCGCUCUCUCUCUCAGUCCUUACCGUCCAUCAAGGCCUCGACGAAGUCCGGACCCGGUAGAUCCACCCCCACCACCGCCUUCGCUGAUGCCGUCAUUGUUCAUGCAAACCCUCACGGCCCAAAACCCUCCACCCCAACCUCUACAACUCUCACCCUCACACCCUCUUUACAUGACUACACAACAACCACCUUCCCUCAUCCCCUCCUCCAUGCCCUUGGUUUAUUCCCAAGAGCCGGGCCGGGGGCCUUCUACAUCUCGCCCAAUUCGUACCCGACGAAACCCUACUCAGGUUCCUCGGGAGGGAAAGAGUAAGACUGUCCCGGCCCCUUUUCCGUGGGCCACCACCAGGCGGGCCACGGUGCACACUCUUGAGUACUUGUUGUCAAGGGGUAUCCGUACUAUCACUGGUGACGUGCAGUGCAAGCGAUGUGAAAAGUCAUUCGUGGUGGAGUACGAUCUGGAGGAGAAGUUUACUGAUGUUGGGAGUUUUGUUGCUGAGAAUAAGAACACGCUGCGUGAUAGGGCACCGCGUUCAUGGACGACGCCGGUUCUUCCUAGGUGCAGGCAUUGUCAAGAAGAGAGCAGCGGGAAACCGAUCAUAGCGGAGAAAAAGAAGGCCAUCAACUGGCUGUUUUUGCUGCUAGGGCAGAUGCUUGGUUGCUGCACGCUUGAGCAGUUGAAGUAUUUCUGUAAGCACACCAAAAAUCACCGAACCGGCGCCAAGGAUCGAGUUCUUUUCCUCACCUAUCUUGAGCUGUGUAAACAACUCGAUCCCAAUGGACCUUUCUACCGAUCAAAUUCGAAAAGGUGA
Molecule: messenger RNA, 909 nt
Organism: Prunus persica (peach)
Lineage: Eukaryota; Viridiplantae; Streptophyta; Magnoliopsida; Rosales; Rosaceae
Product: pistil-specific extensin-like protein
Exons: 1
Coding region: 1-909 (302 amino acids)
Source: RefSeq, a predicted model, not a curated record